Plectropomus leopardus (leopard coralgrouper) is the source of this 4550-nucleotide messenger RNA. NCBI's taxonomy places the organism in Eukaryota, Metazoa, Chordata, Actinopteri, Perciformes, Serranidae. The record is from RefSeq and is a predicted model, not a curated record.
CUCGCAGGUCUGCUGUGCAGUCUGAAGCCUGAAUGGUAACUCUCAGCAGCAGCUCCUGCAUUUGCAUUUGAUGCAGACUUCUUGCAGACUUUAGUCGGGGGGCCCAGCACCGCGGAUGAACUCAACAAAACUUUGCUGAUCAGGGGUUAGAGCAGUAAAAAACACAGCUAAAGUUAAUAAUUUCCGGUGUUUGAACAUUGCUCGAGUUUAAAAUAAGAAAGUUCGGGCGCGACUCGAGUUGAUUGUGUUUAAAAUAGCUGCGGUUUAAAGAAGUGCAGACGGGACUAACCUCCUUGGCGGAGUAGUACUAAAUCCAGAGUGCAACAGACUACCGGUGCACAGUUCACUGCUGAGCUCGAGCCAGAAAGAGUGCGCUAAAACUGGAGGGUUUAACUCGGGGAUGCAUCUGUGUGGCGACUAAUAAACAACAACAAUUUUUUUUUUUUUUUUAGCUAACUAACGUUUUCACCUCCACUGUUUGACUCGCCUGAAGAGCAGUUUGUUGUGUUUUUGUCCAAACCGCCGGGACUCCUCUCGCGACUGGACGGAGUUUAAACUGAACUCCAAUAUGUCAAUUUUGCCUUUCACUCCCCCCAUUGUCAAAAGACUUUUGGGCUGGAAGAAGGGAGAGCAGAACGGCCAGGAGGAGAAAUGGUGUGAAAAGGCGGUGAAAAGUCUGGUGAAGAAGCUGAAGAAGACGGGACAGCUGGACGAACUGGAGAAAGCCAUCACCACCCAAAAUAUCAACACAAAAUGCAUCACCAUACCGAGGUCCCUGGAUGGCCGUCUGCAGGUCUCCCACAGAAAAGGUUUGCCCCAUGUCAUCUACUGCCGUCUGUGGCGCUGGCCCGACCUGCAGUCCCACCAUGAGCUGCGGGCAGUGGAGCUGUGCGAGUACGCCUUCCACACAAAGAAGGAUGAAGUGUGUGUCAACCCGUACCACUAUCAAAGAGUAGAGACACCAGUACUCCCACCUGUGCUGGUGCCCAGACACACAGAAAUCCCCAGUGAGUUCCCGCCUCUGGAUGACUACAGCCAUUCAAUCCCAGAAAACACCAACUUCCCUGCUGGUAUUGAGCCCCAGAGCAACUACAUACCAGAAACGCCACCACCGGGCUACCUCAGUGAGGAUGGAGAGACGGAUCACCAGAUGACCCACAGCAUGGACACAAGCUCCCCAAACCUGUCACCUAACCCUGUUUCACCCACACACAGCAACUUAGACCUUCAACCAGUGACAUACUGCGAGCCGGCCUUCUGGUGCUCUAUUUCAUACUACGAGUUGAACCAGCGAGUAGGUGAGACCUUCCACGCCUCACAGCCCUCGCUGACAGUGGAUGGCUUCACGGACCCCUCCAACUCUGAGCGUUUCUGCCUGGGCCUGCUGUCCAACGUCAACCGCAACGCAGCUGUGGAAUUAACGCGCAGACAUAUUGGCCGUGGUGUGCGGCUGUAUUACAUCGGAGGAGAAGUGUUUGCUGAGUGUCUCAGCGACAGCGCCAUCUUUGUCCAGAGCCCCAACUGUAACCAGCGCUACGGCUGGCACCCCGCCACAGUCUGCAAGAUCCCUCCAGGCUGUAACCUGAAGAUCUUCAACAACCAGGAGUUUGCUGCCCUGCUGGCCCAGUCAGUCAACCAGGGCUUUGAGGCGGUGUACCAGCUCACAAGGAUGUGCACUAUCCGCAUGAGCUUCGUGAAGGGCUGGGGAGCCGAGUACAGGCGACAGACGGUGACCAGCACCCCCUGCUGGAUCGAGCUGCACCUGAACGGCCCCCUGCAGUGGCUCGACAAGGUGCUCACACAAAUGGGCUCCCCCAGCAUCCGCUGCUCCAGCGUCUCUUAGGGAAGCCCUUCAUCCACCCACUUCCUGUCAGUGACUAAAAACACACAGACUGCACGCAGGCAAGAACAGCUACACAAGUACGGAAACAUGACGAGCCCCUUUAUUCAGCCAAUCCUCAGUCUCUAACUUCCUCCCCACCAGCUGUCAGAAGCACUUUUUAUAUUCAUGUUGUUUGUGGCAAAAGGGGACAAGUGCAUUAAAGCAGUUAGGAUGAUCUCCACAUUUUGUCCAGAAUUAUAAUGCUGACAUUUUUUAAGAGCCAGCAAGGCUGUAGCAAUGGGAGGAGGUUUUUUUUCAUUUUCAUUUGAGAUUCUUAUUUCCUUCCUCUUCUGUUUAAAUUUCAUUUUUUCGUGAUUUUUACACAUUUUUUUGUACAGAUAUUAAACUGAACAGUGGAUAUAAAAAUGAACUUUUUUUAAGCAUUAAUGACAAUUUUGUAAAACGUGUAAGAUCAUGUUAAAUGCAUUUCACUUGACUUUGUUUCUGUGUUUGGGCAUUUGAUAGGUAAUGAAGACAUUUACAAGCGAGAUGAAUUGAAAAAUGAAUAAUAUAAUGGAAAAAUUCAACUACAAUUUGUAAACACUGUGCGAAGGAAUAUGCUCAAAGCCUAGAACAAGUAUUUGUUUAGGUUUACAUACUUUCAUUUCAUGCAGUCUAUGUUACCCUGACUAAAAAAGACAGGAACAAAUUAAAACAAGAAUCAGUCAAACUUAAGAAGACAGGAGUUACAGCCCUCUAAAUAUGAGUACUUAAAGACAGCGGCAUUCAUCAGAUGUCAUCAGGAGGAUGAUGCACUUUUGUAAAAUGUUAAUAUUCUAGUAAAGCAGUGCUGGUAGAGUACAGUCAGCUGUAGUCCACAGCUGCAAUAGUUCUUGUCAGAAUAGGAAAUAUAUCCUGCAUUAAUUUCAGGAAGCUUUGCCAAUUUGCAAAAUACUUUUGCAGCGUUGCAUUGUGUCGUAGGUAGAAUGAUAAGCAUUUACACAGAACUUGAAAACAUCUCACAUAAUGUGCUAUUCUGCAAACCCGUAGUUAAGUUAUAAUUCAGACACACAAAAUGUAGUUGGAAUAUUUGUGUGUGCUCUGCAGACGGCUGUGUAAAGUGAGCGGGAAGAUGCCUUUGCUUUUUUAAUUUUCUUUCUCAGCAGUCCAUAACAUUGGUCUUAUUUUUAGCCAUCAGUGAUAUCGACUUUUUGCACACUCAGGACUGUAAAAAAGAAAACAACAAAAACACAGCUGAAUUAUGUACAGAAACCAGUGAAAGGACAGAUGCAUGACUCUCAAGACUUUAUUUUGUUACCAAUUAUUUUUGUAGGACAUUUAAGGUGAUAAGUGUUUUUUUUUGCAUGACAUGACAGAAAUACUUCUAGCAGGUGCCGGGAUAUGAAACUUGUAUUUUUCUACCUGUGAAGAUGAAGCAGUUUGAUUACAAAGCACAGCUUUUUUUACAAAGGGAAAUGUUUAGGCAGAAAAAGACGUGUAAAUAACUGUUGCUUCUGAAAUCUGAAGUCCCUUUUUUUUUUUUUUUUAGGUCUAUGUACAUGUAGUACAUAAAUACAUGUGUUAUAAUGUGACCGUUAACCUUUAUAAUGUUGAUGGUUUUUGAAACAGGAGAACAAAAGAUGCUCAAAAAUGAAAAAAAGGAACAUGCUGAGUAAAUGUUGAGAUAAGCUUUUACUGGAAUAGAAAAGCAUAGUCUUAGUUUCAGUCCUGUUUCCUGUUGGCAACCCGCUGUGGUGGAAGCGGAUCGAUUUCCUUCUGGUUCUAUAACACUAGACAAAGACACAGUGGGUGUACAACAUACUGAAUCCUUUUAAAGUACUUAUUUACAUUAACCCAGCUUUUGAAGUUAAUGCCAGCCCAGUGGUGCUAAUCUUUAACAUUUUAGGGACUCAAGAGAAAAAAGAAAAGCCAUAAGAUUUUAAAGCUUGUAGAUUUUUGAUCUCUAUUAAAUGUCUUUUUCGAACUGUAAUGUGGGACUGUUUCAGAGACAGUAGCAUCUACCAAUCUGAGACAACGCAGCUCUUUGUAGAGCUUCUAGUGUCCUUGAACGCAGCGGUCCCAACCCAAAUGGGCUCUUUAACCCCAUGGUUAAUGUAAUUACCCAGUAGGGAAUAUUUUGCAAAUAAGCAAAUUUGUCUUUUUUAUACACUCUUCAUGUUAUAGUGCUUGUGCUAUUUUCACCUUGUUUAAAUUGUUCGCUUUAAUCGUUAUUAUUAGUUGUGAUUUAUGUGUUUCUGCUCUGAAUUGGUCAUUUUAGAUGUCUUGUAUAAAAUUAUACCCUUUUUCUCUGCCUAUAAAAAGUUGAUGUGAUGCUUUAUAUUUUUGUUUAUUGUUGUUGGUCUAUGAAUAAAAUAUAUAUCUCAGAGGGAAAACUAAGAUGGGUGUUACAAACUUUUAAAGGGAAAUCUAUGUAUUUUUCAGCCUGCACCCUAUUUUCCCAUGUUUUUGUGUCUAAAGCCGUUUUUACAUGCUGUGGGGCCACAAUGAAGUUCCUUCUUUACGCUGCCUUUUCAUUUUUUACACAGAACCAAACAACGACAGCAUCAUACAGUUCCAGUGUAUGAUUUUUAGACAGCAUGCCGGCAUCAUGGAAGAAAAACCGAAGGGACAUUCAACACAACAGCAUCAUCCUCUUAUGUGACAUAUGACACAUGCAUCAGCAGCGCUUUCUAAGCAAUAAUAUUUCACCAACAAUAAUUUACCGUCC